UUUCGAGCAUUGUAUGGAGUGAUUUGACGUUAUUUCGUGGAUCGUUGGUAGUUUUUUUUUUUAUCAAUCUUUCACUAUUUUGAUUUUUCUUCUGUUUCGGGAAAAUACGCCUGUUCUUAUCGUGUGAAGUGCACCUACAACGCGAUCAAGACCUAUAAUCAUCGUGAAAUAUUGAACUGUUGAUUAUGCAUAUUCUGUGUUGAUUGUCGGAAUUAUGCCAUGUAUCGCGGAUUGAACUAGUUUAGUGUGUGGUGAUGUUAAUACUUGUAAUGAAAAAACCAAUGAAAAGAUGACAGUUACGACUUAUGAGAUGAUGCGCCCUUGUUAUACUACUACCACCGGUGGAUACCCGUUUCAAGGUAAGGAUCAGCAUUUAUUGGGAAUUUCCUUUCAAGGACAGGGCCGUGUGAAUCAACUAGGCGGUGUAUUUAUCAACGGGCGUCCUUUACCGAACCAAAUUCGAUUGAGAAUCGUAGAAUUAGCAGCGUCCGGCGUAAGGCCUUGCGUGAUCUCAAGACAGCUUCGAGUAUCUCACGGAUGCGUUUCAAAAAUUUUGAACCGAUAUCAAGAAACUGGCAGCAUCAGGCCGGGUGUUAUUGGUGGCAGUAAACCGCGCAUUGCUACUCCCGAUGUUGAAAGGCGCAUUGAAGAAUACAAAGGCGAAAAUCCGAGUAUUUUUAGCUGGGAAAUUCGAGACAGUUCUCUCGUAUGUUCCAGAUUGAUUAAAGAAGGCCUAUGCGAUAGAAGCAAUGCACCCUCAGUGAGCGCCAUAUCAAGGCUACUUCGUGGACACGACGGUGCUGACGAUCCACCCGAUAAAAAACUCAGUGAUGGUAUUAAAGUAUCUGACGCAUCUGAUUGCGAGUCCGAGCCUGGCAUACCAUUAAAAAGAAAGCAACGAAGGAGUCGUACAACUUUCACCGCGCAACAAUUGGACGAAUUGGAAAAAGCUUUCGAACGGACUCAGUAUCCGGAUAUUUACACAAGGGAAGAGUUAGCUCAGAGAACCAAACUGACCGAAGCUAGAAUACAGGUUUGGUUUAGCAAUAGAAGAGCGAGGAUGAGAAAACAAAUGGGCAAUAAUCCGAACAGCAAUGGUAAUUACAGCCCUAUUGGCAUAUCACCGAUGAGUAUGAGUUAUCACGGUUCUGUUGUGGGUACAACCAGCCACCAAAAUGGUGGCCCACCUUCGCCCACUAAUUACGUAUUACCUUCUCAAUCUUUACCAGAAACGACGUAUUCGGCAUCACCUCAACUUACGUCGGAGCAUUCGCAUCCCAAUUUGUACAGCUCACAUCAUCAGCAUCAUCAUCACAUGGAAGGUAUUACUUCGGUGGCUGCUUCUGUACCAAUGACACCAGCAUCCGAAACUGACGAGCAGAAACCCAAUAUUAAUUCCGAAUCUCCGAUUCCUUACAUCAGUUUCAGCGCCAGUUCCUACAUCAGCCCUCCAUCACUACUUUCGGCUCAGAUGGUCAAUAUGAGUGCAAAUAGUUUGGGAAAUCAUCUCGGUAGUGUAUCGCCGAACACUGUGCUAAGCACUAGUGCAGGUCCAUAUCCGAUCAGUCCAAACAGUAUGAUGGUACCACAUCAAUUAUCACCGAUGACUCCAUCAACUCCUACUAGUUUAGCUAUGAUGACAUCGCCUUCAGAUUCUCAGAGUACCGGAUCAACAGAAUUGGUAUCGUUGAAUACCUCGAGCAAUGGGGCCACAGCCUGGACGGCAAUUGGAAGUUCUCUAUCGGCUAACCACCAUCAAAUGCACAUACCUCGUAGUUGUUCUCCACCUCCUACUUUAAUUACUACCACUACGCUUAACCCACUCAGUCCUUCUGGUUACCAUCCGUACAGUUCCUCCGGAUUUUUAUCCGCUCCACAACCACGAUCGCAUCCUCAGACUUUUUAUCCGGCUUGGUGAUCAAUUUCAAUACACAUUGCAGUAUCAUGAUGCUGACAAGGAUAAAGCUUGAAACUCAUGGAGAUGUUUUAAGGUACUACCAGUAUUUGCACUGAUUAUUGUAGAAACACGUUGUUUAAAUGAUGUGGAAUGAAUUUCUGUUUAUACAUAGUUGUUAGUGUACCUCUGUAAUUUUUUAAGGUUUUUAACGAUAAUAGUUUGUAAAAAUUUUUGAACGAUAUACGAAUUGACGUAUAAUUUUGAAUAUAAACGCAAAAUUGCAAAAACAAAUUCUCAAUUGCAUUGCAUUGUAAAUAAGUUUUACUUGUGUUCACGUUGUAUGUUUCAACUUUAUUUGUCUGAUUUUAUUUCUCACUAUUGUAAGUUAAAAUUUAGAAAUCAUUGAUGAGCAUUUGUUUGUAAAUAUUACACCGCUUUUUUUCUUGUUGUUACAGUUAUGAUCUCCAUGUUUUUUUAAAAAUAAUUUGAUUUUUGAUUAAUAAAAUUGUACACUUUUGAUUGUUACCUUACCUAAGCCAACUAAUUAUGUUCUCAUGAUACAACUUUUUUUCUUUUUUUGUCUUUAGAGUAGAUUACUAUUGUGUAAGUGGAAUUGAUGGAUUGACAGGAGAUUUUGAAAAAAUGGAAUAUGUGUUGUUAGCUUAUUCAUCGAAUGUAUUUAUUAUUUUGUUCAAUUGUUUGAACAUCUCCUAAACCUAAUCAAAGGUUAUUAUCAUGUCAAAAUUCUCCUUCAAGUAAGGUAAAUUAAAAUCGGCAGCUAUUGAAUAAUAAUGAAAAAUUAUAUUGUAAAAUUGUACUUUUCGAUUGUUCAUCAACCGCAGAAUGGUUUGAAAUUGAAUAAAUGAAACAAUGUAAUAUAAAUUUGUUUUAUUUGAGUUAUCAGAGAUCAAAAUUGAAUUGGAAUUACCAAAAGAGCUAGUAGGUAUGGUCAAAAUGUUGCUAAUUGGCAUAUUUUCAUCAAUUUUCCUCCACAUUCAUAGGAAAAGUUUCUAACAUCAGAUCAACUUCACUGUAACUCUUGAUAGGCUGUUGAAGGUGAAUUACGUCUCAUCCUUUUUUCAUCAAAAAUUGCUUUUGAACCAACUACCUACUUGUUUAGAAAAUAUCGUGUAGAAUUGAUGAAAAUUUGUAAAUUUGCGCAAUUCGGGCCGAGCAAGGUUAUGGUGCGCCAAUUUACGUCUUCUGUACCAUGCACUGAUAAGAUAAGGCAAGUGGGAGACCGCCUCAAAAUUUUACAUUACUUCUUAUGGAAGAAUUUCAAUUUUUACAAAUCAUUUUCAAAACAUAAAUUUAAAACAAAUGUCUUGAAAUUGUUUUCCUUCAUUAACUUGCCAUCAAUGGCAUAUAUUAAUUCAUUGAAUUUGCUUAGUUUUUCUUAUAUUUUGGAUGUCAGUAUGCUUCCUCCAUCUUCAGCCCUAAACUACAUAAACGCUAACUGGCAACUGCAACCAACAACUCACAACUAGAGCUAGUUGGCUGGAAUAGCAACUCUGUUAUCAAGACGCUUGUGUUAUCAACGUGUAACAAUAAAAUUAUUUGUUCCGUUU
Messenger RNA from Planococcus citri (citrus mealybug), 3465 nucleotides. Its product is annotated as protein gooseberry-like. Gene Ontology annotation, molecular function: RNA polymerase II cis-regulatory region sequence-specific DNA binding; DNA-binding transcription factor activity, RNA polymerase II-specific. Gene Ontology annotation, biological process: anatomical structure development; regulation of transcription by RNA polymerase II. The transcript is spliced from 9 exons. Bases 290 to 1918 code for a protein of 542 amino acids. The record is from RefSeq and is a predicted model, not a curated record. NCBI's taxonomy places the organism in Eukaryota, Metazoa, Arthropoda, Insecta, Hemiptera, Pseudococcidae.